Molecule: messenger RNA, 3581 nt
Organism: Nilaparvata lugens (brown planthopper)
Lineage: Eukaryota; Metazoa; Arthropoda; Insecta; Hemiptera; Delphacidae
Product: netrin receptor UNC5C-like
Biological process (GO): motor neuron axon guidance; netrin-activated signaling pathway
Cellular component (GO): membrane
Molecular function (GO): protein binding; netrin receptor activity
Source: RefSeq, a predicted model, not a curated record
AUGCUACCACAUCCAAUUGUGCGCAGCAUGCUUACUCCUCCCCACUUCUCUGUCUUCUUUGUGCUACAAACUGUGCAACGAGAAACUGUUGAGGUGGAGACAGACUUUGCCCUGUGGAUUGGCCUAGCAGUAGCUAUCUGUGUAUUCAGCUGCGUGGCAGCCAUCAUUGUAUUCAGUCUGCGCAAGAAGGGAAGAGAUCACAGCAUGUAUAACAUGGCUGGGCAUGUACCAGAAUACCAACAAGAAUACUACCCAGACGACGACAAAAAACAUUACCAGAGUCUCCCGGGUGACGCACCUCCCGACGUCACCCGUUCCCUGUUAGUACCCCUAGGCGGGGUCCACAACGGCGGGGUCCAAGUGCAGAUACCCCUCGGGGGAGUCCAGUUACCCCCGCACGGGGGCUACGAGUACCCCUACUCCGAUGCGGCCGACAAAUACAUGACCAGGUCCUGUUCGUCGGAGCACCAUUACGAUGUGCCCCAUUUGAACCCGCCCUCGGGGGGCCAGAUGGGGCCUGGGGGAGCUCCUAGCCCCCUGUCGACCUCCGGUAGUAGCACCCACUCGACAAUGGAGUCUAGCACAUCUCCCUCUCACUCUCACUCACAGAAGAACAAGCAUAGUUCUGAGCAUAGUUUGACCAGUUUUACUUGUUCAACACCCUCGCACAUGGACUCAACCUACGAGGGAGGUUCGAACAAGAGCACCUCCUCGACGGGUGUGGUGCUGAGGGGAGUCGAAGCAGACUGCAUGUGCAGCUCGUUUGUGACUGUGACUGGUGCGAGACUGUGUCUGCCUGAUUCGGGCAUUUCGCUCACCAUUCCCGAGGGAGCACUCAGUCGAAAGCACAGAGAGCAGAUAUAUGUCGCCGUUCUCAGGGAUGACAGGCAUCGGCCUAAGCUCACAGAUCGGCAGACGCAGCUGAGCCCAGUGGUGCUAACAGGUCCGGCAGGAGUCGCCUUCAAAAAGCCAGUCAUUCUCAACUUUCACCACUGCGCCAGCCUCACUGAGAUGCACCAACAUUGGAACAUAACUGUAUGGUCCAGCGACUCACCACCUGAGGCUACGCCCGUUUGGCAGAAAGUAGUAACCCUAGGCGAGGAGACAAUCAACACACCCCUAUUUGCACAAUUAGACCAGGACCAGGUGUACCUGGUUUGUGAUCAGCUGACUCGAUUCGUGUUGGUGGGGGAGGCAUGCCCCUUGCCGCCCCUUUCCCCCUCACUGCCGCCUCCUUGCAAAGUGCUGACGUUGGCAGUUUUCGCCCCACCCCACCUGCCUCAGGACUACAGUGUCAGAGUGUAUGCGUUGGAGGAUACAAAAGCUGCUCUGGAGGGUGUGAUACAAGUGGAGAGGAGACUGGGAGGCUGCCUCAUGGACAAGCCGAAGACCCUCCUGUUCCAAGAUGGAGGAGCUAAUCUCAGUCUGAGUUUAGAGGAUAUCGGCGUGGGUUGGAAGAGCAAACCUCUGGCUGACUAUCAGGAAAUACCGUUCCAACAUGUCUGGAACUCGACCCACACCCACCUGCACUGCUCGUUCACCCUGGAGAGGGUGGACCGCCUGGCCUCCAGUGUCUCGUUCAGGGUGGUCGCCAGUCAGAAGGGGUGUCAGUCACAUCGACAAAUUUUCAGGGUCAACGCUGAGGUCACCACUGACUCUUCCAACUCAUCAUCUCUGACGCCAGGGAGUCCAAUCAUAUCAAAGCCGUGUAGAACAGUGACCAGCAGCAGUGGGUGUGGCUCCAGUGUAACAACGUGUGAUCAGUCACCUUUCAGGUUUAGCAGAUCGCUGAGGAAACAGUUGUGUCAAUGUUUGGAUACCCCCAAUUCAAGGAGCAAUGAUUGGAGGAUGCUUGCUCAGAGGCUGAAUGUUGACAGGUACAUAAACUACUUUGCAACCAAAGCCAGUCCGACAGAGCACAUCCUGGACCUGUGGGAAGCAAGGCAUCGAGAGUCAACGGCAGUCACUGACCUCCUAAACGUUUUGCGAAUCAUGGGACGGAACGAUGCAGCCAGUCUCAUGGAGAAAGAACUGGGGCCUUGGCUGUGAAGCUCUCUACUUCUGGGACAUACCUUGUAAAUUUGAAAAUUGGAUGACAAUUCAUCACUGUUACAAACAUUGACAGACUAUCACCUUAUGAUAAGUUUGUGAUAAUGUAAUUUGAAAUGACUAUUAAGUUUAUUGUGAAAAUGUAACUUGAAAUGUUUCUCCACUUCUUGGACACACCUUGUAAAUUUGAAAAACUAUGAAAAAGUGUGAAAAUUCUGUUAAAAACAUUGACAAACCUCAUCUCCAUUGAAAUGUCUCUGGGUUAGGUCUUGUGAAUUUGUAAAUAAUAUCCACAAAGAGGUGGCUCUAUCACUGUUAUGCCACAAAAAUUGACAGAUUAUUACCUAAUAGAUGAUUGAUUGGGAAAAUAAAUUUCACUACUUCUGGAACAGACCUUGUGAAUUAUGGAAAUUAUAUAUCCACAUAGAGGUGACUGUAUCACUGUUAUGAAUUCAACAUGGAUAUACGAUCACCCUAUAGUUUUAAAAAUUGUUAAUCUUUCUACUGAGAGGACAAAUCUUGUAAAUUUGAGAACAAAAAAUUGUUUUUUGAUGAAAUCAAUGUUAUAAAGAGAAUGUUGGAUAGUUAGUCUACAGAUGGAAAUCGCAUUUUCCAAAUAAUAAUCAAUGAAUAAUAAUUAUUAAACGGAAAUCCCAAUCAAAUACUGUAGAAUUUGCAUCUAGCUGUUUACCCUGUUGUAAAUAUUUGCAGUAGCAGAACCAAGUCUUCAGGGUAAUUCACAGCAUUUAAUUAGGAUUUUCGUUUGAUAACAAUAAUAUAUUGAUGGAUAAUUUGUAAAAAGGGUAUUGAGAGAGAGACUUUUCUGUAUGUAAUAGGUACACUUUAGUUAGUUUUUGUGGCAACUGGAAAUCUCACUUCUUCUAGAACAGAACUUGUAAAAAUUCAAGAACAGAAGUAGUUAUCCAUUGAAGGAUCGAUAUUGUAUAGUGAAUGAUGGAUAGUUUGUAAGAAACAUAUUGAUACUAUAUCACCUAUAAGCUUACUCUACACAGGGACAUUAGUAGCGUCAAUACCUACUAUUACUUCAGGCCCCACAACUAAUUAAUGACGUCAUAACAUGUAGAUUGAUUUUUCCUUGAAUCAUAGUAGUUUCUACUAGCUUAUCAAUGUAUGCUCUCCAACUUUUGUUACUGUAUCGAUUUUUCAUUGGAUAGAAUGCUAUCUAAACUCCAUAUUAAAGACAUGUGUAUUUUAUUAAAUGGAAAUUUUAUUGAAAUAAAAACACAUUAUUCCACAAAUGCAAUAGUCUAUCAAUACUGUAAUACUAUGAAGUAAUAGUAGGUAUAUUGGUAGCGUCCACUAUUAAUAGCUGCUAUGGGAACACGGAAUUAAAAAUGUCUGUAACUCUAAUGUAGAUGACAUUUUCAAUUCCGCGUUCCCGUAGAGCAGCAAUAGUGAGGUCCACGUUAUAAUGGCAGAGUUUGAUUAACAAUGGUAUUGCUAUCCUUGUCUAUCAUUCAACAAAGCGGAUAGCGCUAUCUCUUUCUCGCUUUGCUCUGUUGCCAGAUCGU